Messenger RNA from Aspergillus alliaceus, 657 nucleotides. RefSeq lists its product as uncharacterized. The record is from RefSeq and is a predicted model, not a curated record. Bases 1 to 657 code for a protein of 218 amino acids. The transcript has 3 exons. Lineage: Eukaryota; Fungi; Ascomycota; Eurotiomycetes; Eurotiales; Aspergillaceae.
AUGGACUUCUUCCACUUCUCGCCUGCUUUCCUCAACUUCCAAGUCAUCCAUCCAUCCAGCCCCUUUCUGUGUGAUCAAUUGACCUUUAUACCUGUAGAGAACAGCUCCGAAAACAUGCCCGAACCCUUCGCCACCUUCCGGAAACGCCGCAGCGAUGAAUUGGCCCGUCUCGCUGACGAGCGCAUGCAGCACGACUUACGACAGGAAGAUCGCGACACUCUCAAAUCCGCUGCGUCGAAAGUGUCGCUUUGGACAGGCAUUGGCUCCGUGAUUGGAAUUGGCCUGGGUCUGUACGUCGCCUUUCGGCUGCGAAGCUCGCGCAAGGCUUUCUUCGACGCUUUCCGCGCGCAGGAGAGACCUACGCAAUUGGUCUUCGCUGAUGGUCGAACGGAGUCGAUUCCGGAUAUCACACCUCUACUAAAGCCGACGACCCUGGGAGAUUUCGCAACGUAUUUCUUUGCUUCUGCGGGUGGGCUAUUUUUGGGUGGAGAGCUAGGGUUCAUGGCUGGAGCGGCGAGUGGAAGUCGCAGUAUCAGGGCUGAUGCCGAGCAGAGGAAGAGAAUCGAGACUGCUUUCAGGCGAUUCCGUGCCGAUGUACUGCGGAAGGAGGCUGAUGCAUUAGACCGUGGAGAGAGCGUUGCGGAUAAGAUGUUUUGA